CAAAGGCAAAAUAAACAAAGCCCACAAUAUUACUUUAAUGUGAAUACAGAGGGACACGCGUUUAACUUCCCUGAGUUUGAGUCACCUACAGGGUUCAGGGAAAUUAGGGAAGAAUGGGAUUGUUAUGGGCCUUGAGUGUGAUGAUGUUUUUCUGGGGUACAGUUACUGGUAAGGCACCUCAGACUGUUGGCUCAUGUGUUCAUAGCACCAGAGAGAAGCUCACAGGAAGUAUUGGACAGACAUGGCCCAAUGCAACAGAGCUGGACUUCUCUCAGAAUUGCCUGAACCUCACUCACUCCAAAAGCUUGCAUCCAAUUCAGAGGUUUGGCCGAUUAGUCAAGCUGAAUUUAUCGGGCAACUAUCUCCCCCUGCUGGAGAGAAACCAUCUCAGCAGGCUUUCUGCAUUGAAAGUCCUUGACCUCAGCAGAUGCCAGCUUGUAGGCAUAGAGAAUGGAGCAUUUCAAGGAUUGCCAAACUUACAAACACUGCUAUUGGGAGGCAACAAAUUGCAAGACCCCUUACCUACUGCCCUUAAAGACCUCAGAGCCUUAUCUUUCUUGGAUCUCCAUGGCAACGGACAUAUUAAGAAUGAUCCCCCGGACUGGAUAAAAAGGGUACAGACCGUGUUUUGGCCAGGCAGCUCUGGGUUCAUGCCACCAGGAAAUAAAUCUGAAGGACAACUCAACAUCCCAAGAAAAUUUCAAAGGAAGCUGUUAUCAGAUUUGGAGGAUCCUACCACAACAAGCAUCAACAGCACAGAAACCAACAAUAAGAGUCCCUCACACAGUUGGCAGUACCUCGUGGCUGUCUUGGUCACAGCCAUCUUGAUCUCCAUCAUUAUCACGCUUGGGGCCAAAUUCAAGGUCUUCCACCGUUACCUGGCCAGCUACCGGCACACUCUGCUUCCCGAGGGUGACACAGCAAGCCACUGCGACCCCAUGAGCCUGGAUGUAGGCUUCUCUGGACAGGACAGGAUGGUCCGAGGCCCGCGCACUGUCGUGCCCGCUGAACUGGACGAUGACGAUGGCUUCAUUGAGGACAACUACAUCCAGGCCUGUGAAAGGGAGAGGGCCGAGAGAGCCGCGGAGGAGAUGGAGGGUGAGGAUGAGGACGAUGACAUUCAGUUUACCAUCGGAUAACGCCAAGGAGCAAGAAACAGCAAGGACAAGGAAGCAGCUGUAAAUCUGUUGGCUACUGUGGUGAAAUAAUAUUGUUUUUUUUCUUCUUUUUCCUCUGCAGAUACAAGUUGGCAAAAAUGUGUAUGUGUGUUGAAUGUAUUGGUAUUAUGUUACAUUAGUUAAGUGUGAAUAUUAGGGUCUAGAGAGCAAAUUUACCCCUUCGGGCAUUUUUCUUCCAGAGAGAAAACACUCCACCCAUGCUCUAGGCGCAUCAAUAUAAUUCCCAAUUAAAUGCUACAUAAAAUUGA
Messenger RNA from Conger conger (European conger), 1426 nucleotides. It is a transcript of the gene c4h1orf210, whose product is annotated as chromosome 4 C1orf210 homolog. The coding region runs from base 114 to 1139 and encodes 341 amino acids. Lineage: Eukaryota; Metazoa; Chordata; Actinopteri; Anguilliformes; Congridae. Gene Ontology annotation, molecular function: protein binding. The record is from RefSeq and is a predicted model, not a curated record. The transcript has 5 exons.